CCCCAUACAAUAAUCGGCGUAAUGUGGAAAUGAAUGCACUGCUCUGCUAUCUCCACUGCUCGCAGGGUGCGAUAGAAGGGUUUCGAUAAUAUAACCACAGCGCCUAGCGGACAUCGUGUGCGCGCAGUUUCACAUCGUGUGACGUUGCUAUACACGUGCAACCACUGCUGUGCGGGCCUGCCAAGCUCUACACGUCUCAGGGCCAGUCUGUGUUAUGACAAUUUGUUAUGCGCGUAAUACCUGUUUGAUCGACAGUGAAGCCAUCUACAACAAAGGCCAAGGCUGAUUGUCUACACCUGAUUUCUCCGGAAUUUACCGGCUGCCUCUUUUUACAUUCGGGCAAGCGCAUAAGGGUUUCUGAACAAAAUUCAAUUUUCUGCAGGAGGCCUUACACGCGAGGCGUGAUCAAAUACAGACUCCUCAUUAUCUUGUUCGGACAUAGUACGUGGACAGAAGGAAUCAGCCCAGCUACCAGCUCGCGUGGUGAUGCAUCUGAUAUGUUAUUCUCGUUAAUUAACUCGGAAUUUCUCCAGCAACCCUCCCCCCACCCGCGUCACCGAACCUCCUCACCGUUUACACUUUCUUAUGGCGCGUGUGGUGUUCGCGUGGUGUCAUCCGAGUCACGAAGCAAUCUCGGACCCCUUGUCCUUAAACGUGCUCAGGGGACCUGCCACUGAUCCGUUGUAGUCCUUUCAUCCACUAUUUCAUACCGUUGCGUCAACUGGGAUAGUCCCGUCUCUUUACACCCAGGCUUAGUCCCCCCCCCCUCGGAUUUACUUGUUAUUCCUCGUUGUCGUCUUCAUCAUCCCGUGGAUUAACUCGGUGGGUCUUAACGGUGUGUGGCGGCGCCCGGUCGGGGGGAGUCCCUAUAUAACCGCCUUAUUCUGAGCCGACAGAUAUGGGCGACACUGGCGCUGGAUUUGUUGUAGGCGUGGUGUUUGGUUCUGCUGCUGCUUUUGGCUUCGUAGCUGCCUGCUUGUACUCAGCAUACAAGGCCAUCAGGGACCGUAUGCGCAUCGCCAAGAAGCAGGCGGAGAAACGAGAGCAGCAGCUGCUAGCCAUCAGUGAGCAGACCGCGGCCACGGCACCGCCUGACAUCCAGGAGCCUCCCACCCGGACCUCGCGCUCCCUCAGUACCCCCGGACUCCUGCUGGAACAGCGGCGACCCUCUGCCUUCGCCCCUCCCCCACAAGCCAUGGAGAGGCGUUGGACCCGAGCAGGACUGGAGUACCGCCACGAGGGAGGGGUGGUGCACAUCCAUAAGACUGACGACCCGGACAGUGGUGACCAGUCUGCCGCGGACAGUGCAGAGGACUGCAACAAGGAAUCCAACAUCCCCUACAAGCGGCACAUCGACAGCGGCGAUCCGCCCACGUCUUCACCCAGGGGCAAGACAACCCCAGGCACCAAAACCAAGAAGCUUCCAGCUGUCCCGCCCCCGCAAGUCCAGAUUCAAGUUUCGUUGACCACACAGAGCGACUCCAACGGUGACACAACGCCAAUCGAAGAGGUGACGGUUACGCCCAAGCCUGUGUCUGUGCGCACCUCCGGAGAUGGGUCCCGGACUCAAACCAUCACUGAGAUAUCAAGUAACGAAGCAAGCGGUAACGCGGGAAAAGCCAAGGAUGCGGCCGACUGGGUUUAAUAGUGGAUGCGGUUUCGUUCUUGGUAGGAUGAUAAAGCUGUGCAUUAAGCCAAUUCACUUAAGACUGGAAAAACUAUUGAACUGUUACUCAAAGCUCUCGUCAAUCAGUCUCGCUGGAAACGACAGCUUUGUGCCCUAUUGGCUUUGAUGUGAGCAAGCCUUUUGCGGUUUCAAGAGCAGAAACUAUAUCGAACGAAUCCCUUUGAUUUUGACCCGCCAUGUGAUUUAGCCUUCAUCAAACCAGAUUGCCGUGCCCUCCGUUUCAGCCUGAAGAAAAAUUGACUUGGAAUGAGGAUACGGAGAAAAACGAGUUGUCUGGGACGGAUACAAAUCAUGUCUGCAUAAUUGCGGAUGAAAGAGUGGUUAUCAAAUAAAUAAAACUUAAUAAGCACCUAGAGAGACACACAUGGCUCUUCUUGGCAGCAUAUACUUGUACAAUUAGGCCUGUCUGUCUGACAUUGUAGAUGUAUACAUUCUUACACUAACGUUUGCUUUUGGUAGUUCGUAUUAUAGGGUAAUUAAUGUAAUCCACAAUCGUGCUUGAGAGGUUGGUUAGUUUCCAGUGUCAACAUUUCGUUUGUGUGUUUUUCUUUAAUUGUAAUUGUGCUCAUUGAUCAUUCCACUUCAUAGAGCAAAACAAACGCAAAGCUUAAAUGUAUUCUCCGUGUUUUCAUCAUUCUAAUGUCAAAGCCGACGCCUUAUCAUAUAACAUAUCAGAAAUGGAACUGGAAAUUGUGUGUCGUGCAAAACUUCAGCAGCCAUGAAUUCAGUACUCAGAUUUUCCCCUCUCAAAAUACUAGAGUUUCUUGGACAGCGUUUCAUUUUGAUAUAAACUGUCAUUUCAACGUGUUGUUGAUUUAAGCAUUAGUCUGUGACUGUUUUAACUAAAGACACACGACUUGUAUUUUGCAUGAACUAUUUUAAUACUUCGGAAUGAUUUCUGUUGCAUCGUACCGGUAAGUGUUCAAAGUGAAACGAUGUUAAAAUUUUCGGAGCAUCUCUUAUUUAUGAGUGGAGUCAGUCGCACGGCGCACGUGCGACAAAACGACCGUACCAUGAACUACGAUCAAGCACGUCCGUAUAUGGCGUCCCAUUAAUAUUACAUGGUGAUUCGCCGGAGCCUUAACAUUACACUGUAGCGAACUGAUAACGUCGUAUGCAUGUAUCAUGAGGUAGGAACCAUCGUACGUGGACUAUCAAUGAGACUAAUGAAGAAGCCAUGUGUUGAUUUUGAUGCAGUUGUCUCCUUGGCAGCCUGCAAUUUAUACGCAGGGCAGCCGACACUCCGACCAGACAUGUAGUAAUGUCAAAUCCUUUCUGUAAAUCAAAAACCCGGAUCCAGUUUCGAACACUUUUUCAACGGUAGUCUAAAUUGUCUAGUCAGCAAAGUGAUCUGGGAGGGGGCAUUAGGGGUUAGCGUCGAAUUCAAUUCUCACGAGAAUCCACCAUCGAGGAGACAAGAAGAGUAGUGUUCGGAGCCUAAACCCGACUCAUUUACAAAAAUGAAUGACGUGGGUUACCACGUCGACAUGGAAAUCAAGCAUAAAUUGCGUAUUCCUUGGUGCAAGGGGUUUGUGUUGAAUUAUAGGCCUAUACAUUUUACUGUACAUGUACAACCGAAAUAGUGAGAAAGGUGCCUGGCUUUUCGCUUUGUCGUAUGAGCAACAGAUAUGCCUGACGUAAAAAUACCAAGAGUUAGAAUGCUGUGACUUCCUCAGCACAUGCCCAUACCCGUCAAAAUUGAAUUUUGGACUGUUGUCUGAAAGGAUUACUUGCCCUUUAACGAAAAUAAAAAUGAAGUCCAUUCUGGAGAGUUUACUUUGCAUUAGCCUUAAUUGCAUAAUAAUUAUAUAGGGCCUACACCGGUGAAAAGAGCAAUAAAUUCAGGACUUGAUUUACUUUAAGGCUAGCUUAAAUUUAUUAGGCCUGUUAAAAGUAGGAUUUUCCAUCAAGACACAACAUGAAUCGAAACUUAUUUAAUGUUUUAUUUCUGAGAAAACAGCGUAGCUAGGUCAGGUCAAAUUACACGGUCCUGUCACGGAAAUGGACUCUUGGUAUUAUGCAUGAAUCUCACGUACACUACGCUGCUUUACCGACUCGAGUAUAUUUUGUUCCACUUAUAGACACAGCUGUCCUGCGUAUUCAAGGCGCAAUCCGCCGCGCUAAGUACCCCUUUACGGCUUGCUUCAGAGUCGAUCCACGCCUCGUCGACGUGUCAUUUACAGUGGAAAUCGAUUCAUGUGAACUCAUUCUCCAGUCACUGUUGCUAUGACACGUCGGUGACUCAUAGAUUUGGCCAGAGAGCCGCAGCUAUUGUCGCAGCUAUGUUUUGCAUACUGUGUGAACGCAGAGUUUUCGCUCACGAUGGCAUCUUUAUUAUGAUUCGUUUGUGAUUUGUGCAUGCAUAUUUUAUGGAGGCCAUUAUUCAGUCCAGCACUGUGAAACAGUUUAGCCAUUAACUUCUGUCAGAGUAUUGAUUUGUUAAAAAUUAUAAUCAACAGUUGAUUGAUGAAAUAUUAUGCAAACUUCGAAUACUUUAUAAUCCAGCAUCAAAGGGACACCGUUUACAUCAUGUCUCCGCGCUAUCUUUGUCAACACACACGGAAAUUAUCACAACGCCCUGAGCAGAAUCAGAAAGUGACUGAUGGUGUACAUCCUUUGAGCUUUAAAAUUCCUUGUUAAAUCAGGAGUUUGCUUCCCUUAGUAGAGAGCUGUGUAGGAAUAUCAUCUUUCUUGCAGGCAUCUGAGCAAUCUUGGUCAGCCGAAAUAUUGAAUUUACUACACCGGCCGUCUAAACUCAAUCAAAUUUCGAUUGUUUUCGCUCGAAUGCUGGGUAAACAACCUAUGUGGUCAAUAAAACAGAGCUGCCUCGAUGAAAUGGCCCCCUUGAUGGUUGGGGAAAAAAUCCCCAAGGAGCAAGGGCGGUGAGUGUGAUUGCCCAUAUUCGGGGUCCGUAGUGUACGGUCAAUGGUCUCUCUUUGGCCAGUGAUGCAUGGUGUCCGCUGUUAGCUUGCCCGCUGGGCUGUGCUGAACCCAAGUGAAAAUGCACUUGAUGCGACGGAUGCUUUCCUGGGAACAUCAGUGCAUUCGUGCAUACAGUGUGUGUAAUAACCUCGGAAAUACCUGGAGAAUCAUUGAAACUGAGCUUUGAACCGGGCUUGGACUCGAAAUUACACCCGUCAUUCGAUUGAAAAUUGUGAUUUAUUGAAAUAAAAACCGAAACAAAUAUCCCUUACUGUGUUAAAUUGCAAAACAUUUUUUCUUGACGGUGAGGUCAGUGAUGUAAAGACUGUUAAUUUUUUUAAGGCCAAGCUUUUGCAAGCUUUUUUUUUAAAUUUAAACAAGUGUUUGUAUAUUGGGCAAAAUUGUGUCUGUUCGGUAAUUUCAGAUGUAACUAACAUUCAAGAUCAUUCCAACAAGUAGGCAACAGCUGUUAUAUAAAUAUAUUCACAGAUCGACUAAAGACGGGGAAAUAAAGAAUAUAAAUGCCAUUUGCAACUUAACAUGUUUGCAGUGGGAAUGCUAGUUAAUUGUAAAAUUCAAAAUCAAAUUUGUGUCCAGUAUUCUGUUGAUUUAGUGUGACAUGUGAUAUAUUUCACUGACAUUUCUUCUUGAUGCUAUUUAUGUAUUGUAGGGGUGAACUGUCCCUUGUAUAUAGAUUUAUUUCUAAUGUACAUGUAUGUACAUACUUGUUUUUCUCCAUCAUCGAACAGUUAUUGGUUGAAUUGUAAGUGCAAUACCGUUUUAUUGAUGCAUAAUGGAAAAUAAACUGUAAGAAUUUAAUAAGUAUGAACCUCUGUAAAACAGUAUACAAUCUUCCAUUUGGGGUCUAUGUCCGACUUACUUAAGUAAUUUGAAUUUAGCAAAAUCUGGCAAGAUGUAGGGAUACAUAAUUUAAAGCCGUUGCUUUAUUGCCAAUUUUGACUAUUAGGCCUAGACUGUGCAAGAAAGGUGAAUUUUGUACCUAAGGAGCAGCUAGUGACUACAUGCAAAACUGAACGUAGCAUAAGAACUUCUCAUUUUUAUAUUCGAAGCAAAAUUUCGCCGUCGUGUCCAAUUGCAACUGUAAUAUAAUGUUAAUAGUUUUGAAUAGGGUACGCGAAGACUCUUCCAAAAUACUGUAUGUAUUUUGACAGACCAUUAGAAAUGGUGUCGACACAAGAUGUGCACAUGAAAAAGUGGGUUUUAUUUAAGUAAAUAACAACAUCAUCAUCAUCAACAAUAAAAACCUAUAUGCAUUGAUUACAUCCACAUUGGUUACAGUGUCAGAUCACAGUGUGCAAAAUGGUGACUUAGCAAGCAACAUUGGACUGCUAUUGCUACCCGCACUCACACCUUAUCUAAGGUUUCUUAGGCGUCUCGCAGUAAAAAACGAAUGAUGUAGUAGUUGUGCUUGCCAGUGGCGUAAAUCCGUGUUGGAAAGUGGCGGGUGGGGUGGGGCUGACACCAUAUGACUCUAUAUAGAGGUCGAUGUUCAUGAUAUU
Acanthaster planci (crown-of-thorns starfish) is the source of this 6129-nucleotide messenger RNA. RefSeq lists its product as uncharacterized. Lineage: Eukaryota; Metazoa; Echinodermata; Asteroidea; Valvatida; Acanthasteridae. The record is from RefSeq and is a predicted model, not a curated record.